AUGGAAUUUGAAACGUGGAUUAUAGCUUCGUUGGUUCUUUUGUUGCCAACUAUGGUUUGGUUCUUAGUCACAACACUGUCCAAAUCCAACACUUCUUCUUCUACCACCGCUAUUCCAAAAGCUUACCCAAUCAUUGGUUCUGUGUUCUCCAUUGCGGCGAACAAACACCGCCGAGUCCAAUGGAUCUCCGACAUACUCAACAAAACACCGUCCUCCACCUUCGUCCUCCACCGUGCCUUCGGUUCCCGGCAAGUCUUCACGGCGAACCCCGCCGUGGUCCAACACAUUCUGAAGAACAGCUUCCCACUCUACAACAAGGGAUACACCUUGAGCCGUGCCCUCGGCGAUUUCCUCGGCAACGGAAUCUUCAACGCCAACGGCGAAAACUGGAAGUUCCAACGACAAAUCUCAAGUCACGAAUUCAACACCCGAUCACUUCGGAAAUUCGUUGAAACAGUCGUCGACGUUGAACUCUCCGAUCGUCUCUUCCCCAUUCUCUCCAAAGCCCAAAAAACAACACUCGUUAUCGAUUUCCAAGACAUUCUCCAACGCUUCACCUUCGAUAACAUAUGCAAAAUCGCUUUCGGCUUCGACCCUGAGUACCUCAUCCCUUCCCUGCCGGAAAAAACCGCGUUCGCCAAGGCUUUCGACGACGGAACAAGCCUCAGCAGCGAGAGGUUCAACUCCGCGAUUCCUUUGUUCUGGAAGAUGAAGAAGCUCCUCAACGUUGGAUCCGAAAAACAACUGAAGAACGCAAUCUCCGAAGUGAGAGGCUUGGCGAGAAAAAUCACAAGAGAGAAAAAGCAAGAGCUAAAAGAAAAAGCGACGCUUGAAACCGUUGAUGAUCUUUUGUCACGGUUUUUGAGUUCAGGUCAUUUGGAUGAAGAGUUCUUAAUAGACAUAGUGAUAAGCUUCAUACUUGCAGGUAGGGACACAACCUCUGCAGCACUCACGUGGUUCUUUUGGCUUCUCUAUAAGCACCCGCACGUGGAGCACGAGGUUCUCAAAGAGGUUAAUGAAAAAUCAGAGGCACCGGUUUAUGAUGAAGUUAAAGACAUGGUUUACACUCACGCUGCGUUGUGUGAGAGCAUGAGGCUUUACCCGCCGGUCCCUGUGGACACUAAGGAGGCUGUCAACGACGACGUUUUGCCAGAUGGAACUUUUGUUAAGAAAGGGACGAGGGUUGCGUAUCAUAUCUACGCUAUGGGAAGAUCCGAUAAAAUAUGGGGUUCGGAUUGGGCCCAGUUUCGACCCGAGAGGUGGCUGAAUCGGGUUGAGGGGAAAUGGAGCUUCGUUGGGGUGAGUCCUUUUGCUUAUCCCGUGUUUCAGGCGGGUCCCAGGGUUUGUUUGGGUAAGGAUAUGGCGUUCUUGCAGAUGAAGAGAGUGGUGGCUGGUGUUAUGAGGCGGUUUAGGGUGGUGCCGGCGGUGGAGGAAGGGGUGGAGCCGGUGUACACUGCGCACCUAACUUCUCUGAUGAAAGGUGGGUUCCCUGUAAGGAUUGAGAACCUUAGCUAA
Messenger RNA from Gastrolobium bilobum, 1515 nucleotides. RefSeq names its product cytochrome P450 94A2-like. Gene Ontology annotation, molecular function: oxidoreductase activity, acting on paired donors, with incorporation or reduction of molecular oxygen; monooxygenase activity; iron ion binding. The coding region runs from base 1 to 1515 and encodes 504 amino acids. The transcript has a single exon. The record is from RefSeq and is a predicted model, not a curated record. Lineage: Eukaryota; Viridiplantae; Streptophyta; Magnoliopsida; Fabales; Fabaceae.